Messenger RNA from Oryzias latipes (Japanese medaka), 6506 nucleotides. RefSeq names its product unc-5 netrin receptor B (gene unc5b). Gene Ontology annotation, biological process: netrin-activated signaling pathway; anterior/posterior axon guidance. The record is from RefSeq and is a predicted model, not a curated record. Gene Ontology annotation, cellular component: membrane. NCBI's taxonomy places the organism in Eukaryota, Metazoa, Chordata, Actinopteri, Beloniformes, Adrianichthyidae. Gene Ontology annotation, molecular function: netrin receptor activity; protein binding.
CAUCCAGCAUCAGAUGGUCUCAUUUGUGGGAGGCUGCUCUCUUGCGGCCGUCGGGAGUAAAAUUGGAGGCGAGGACGCAGGGAGGUUCACAGAAAACGGUUGUUCCGCUGCUGUCAGAACAUGUCUAUGGUUAGAAUCUGGUUUGAAUAGAUCUAUUAAGGACAGAAACGUAUUCAGAUGUCUUCAGCUGUCGCUCGGUUAUUAAAAACUUUCAAACCUGAGCUCAACUUUGAGUUUGUUUCCUGAAUCCAGGCCUCGCAGUCCGGGUUUUCCUUCUCUCCCCUCCACAUCUCCUUCCUCCUCUCCUAUAGAGCACCUUCACUCGUACAGCUCUCAGUCUGAGAGUAGGAGGAGGAUGAUCUAUGAUUGGCCAGACGGGGGCUGGUAGUCCGGAGGUUGGCACAGUGAGGCUGGCGUUCUUCCCCGUGUUCAUGUUUACACCUUGCGGACCGGGACAGACGGAAACACGCGGCGGUCUGGAGUGCGUUCCAGUGCUUGCGUCCCUCGGAGCUUCUUCUCCAGAAGAUCUUUUUUUUUUUACUGUCAUUGAUUUAAUGUGUUAAUUUUUCUGUUUGUGGCUGCAGAUGUGCGUUCUGCUCCACAUGGAACUGGACCGUCUCCUAGUUUAAUGUCUUGGUUCGGCGCAGCGAUGCUCCAAACUUUUUGCUGACUUUUUGCUGCGCCUUUGCGCGCGAGCGGCUCAGAGCGGAGCGGAGGAGGGGGUCAACCUGGAAACCACACUUUUGUGGGGCGCACAGUAUUUUCCAUGGACCAUUGAAAACUUUAGGCAGGGGCCGGAAUGAACGCGCCUUCAUUUCUACGCGCGCUGUUGGCUGAUGGAGGCAUUUAAUCAAAAACUAAAAUAAGGAAGGAGAAAACAAAGACCACCUCCCCGAUAUUCUUUCAGUUCCGCUGGGUUUGUAAUCAUCGCUCCGUUCAGUCAGGAGUCCAGUUGGAGCAGCACCAUCCGAGACUCAGCCUUGGCAGAGCAGCCGGAAAAGAUGCGCUUUCUUCGGAUGCUGCGUAAAGAAGAUCUCGUUUAUCUGGUCCUUCUCUUCCUGGUCGGGAGGCAUGUCGUGUCUGGCACUGGUGAGAGCAGCGAUGACGUUGACACAGAGGGACUCCCUGACUCCUAUCCAUCGGCACCAGCGGAGCCUCUCCCAGUGUUCCUGCUGGAGCCAGAGGAUGCUUUUAUCGUAAAGAACCGGCCUGUCCAGCUGCGCUGCCGGGCGUCGCCCGCCACCCAGAUCUACUUCAAAUGCAACGGGGAGUGGGUGAACCAGAACGAUCACGUCACCAGAGAGAGCCUGGACCAGAUCACAGGUCUGGUGGUGCGGGAGGUGGACAUUUCAGUGUCCAGGACUCAGGUGGAGGAGCUGUUCGGGCUGGAAGACUACUGGUGCCAAUGUGUGGCCUGGAGCUCGGCCGGCACCACCAAGAGCGUCCGGGCCUACGUUAGGAUCGCAUACCUGAGAAAGAACUUUGAGCAGGAGCCUCUGGGGAGGGAGGUGCGGCUGGAGCAGGAGGUGCUGCUGCAGUGUCGACCCCCGGAGGGCAUGCCCGCCGCCGAGGUGGAUUGGCUGAAGAAUGAGGAUGUCAUCGACCCAUCAAAGGACUCCAAUUUCCUGAUCACGAUCGAUCACAAUUUAAUCAUCAAACAGGCCAGACUCUCGGACACGGCUAAUUACACGUGUGUGGCUCGCAAUGUGGUUGCCAAAAGACGCAGCAGCACAGCCACAGUCAUUGUUUACGUAAGUGGAGGCUGGUCUUCUUGGACCGAGUGGUCGGAGUGUAAUGCUCGCUGUGGGCGGGGCUGGCAGCGCCGCACUCGCAGCUGCACCAAUCCCACCCCUCUGAAUGGAGGAGCGUUCUGCGACGGCCCCCCAGUGCAGAGAGUCACCUGUACGACACUCUGUCCAGUGGAUGGAGGCUGGACGGAGUGGGCAAAGUGGUCCGCCUGUGGGACAGAGUGCACCCACUGGAGAAGCCGCGAAUGCCAAGCCCCCUCACCCAUAAACGGAGGAAAGCACUGCAGUGGCAGCAUGAUGGAGAGCAAAAACUGCACCGAGGGGCUUUGUGCAAGAAAUAAAAAGAUCUCAAUUGAACAUUCAAGUCAUCCUCUGGCUCCAGGUAUGGGUGAGGCAGUCUACGCCGGUCUGGUCGUUGCCUUGCUGCUGAGCGUGGUAAUGGUGCUGUGCGUUGGCGUGCUGGCCUACCGCCGCCGAUGCCGCCAUCUCCACGGAGACAUCACCGACUCCUCGUCCGCUCUGACCACCGCGUUCCACCCGGGCAACUACAAGCCUCCCAGACAGGAUAACCCCCGCCCCCUGCACCCCCCGGCGCCACCGGAUCUGACUGCCACAGCCGGCACUUUCCGGGGGCCGCUCUUCUCCCUGCAGCAGGCCGUCCACGACAGCCCUCACAAAAUACCCAUGACCAACUCCCCCUUGCUGGACCCGCUCCCCAGCCUCAAGAUUAAGGUCUACAACUCGUCCACUCUCUCCUCCCUGGAGCUCCCGGCGGACUCGGGCGACGGCGAGAUCCUCAGCCUGAAAUCUGUGGGCAUGGUGAGCAAAGAGCGGGAAUACCACAGCCACACGCUGUCCAGAGAGCCGGGCCUGAGCACCAGCGCCACCCUGGGAAAUCUGGGAGGCCGUCUAACCAUACCCAGUACAGGUGUUAGUUUGCUGGUCCCGCCUGGCACGAUCCCCCAGGGGAAGUUCUACGAGAUGUACCUCAUUAUUAACAAGUGGGACAAAACAACGUCACCAUCCGAAGGCAGUCAGACUGUGCUCAGUCCAGUGGUGAGCUGUGGACCAUCUGGCAUGCUGCUGAACCGCCCUGUGGUCCUCACGCUACCUCACUGCGCCCAGCUGGACACGCCAACGCCUGACUGGACCCUCACUCUCAAGACGCAGACGCAUCAGGGCGGCUGGGAGGAGGUGCUGACAGUCGGAGAGGAAACUUUGUCGUCUCCUUGCUAUGUGCAGCUAGAAGAAGAAAGCUGCCAUGUCCUCCUGGAGCAGCUGGGGACGUACGGCCUUGUGGGCCAGUCCUGCCCUCCGCAGCCCGCCUGCAAGCGCCUGCAGCUGGCUCUGUUCGCCCCCAGAGCACCCUGCCUCUCCCUGGACCUCAGCCUCCGCAUCUACUGUAUCCAUGACACCCCACAUGCGCUCAAGGAGGUGAUGGACUUGGAGAGGAGUCUCGGGGGAGUGUUACUAGAAGAUCCUAAGCCGCUGCUCUUCAAAGACAGCUACCAUAACCUCCGUCUGUCCAUCCACGACAUUCCUCACUCACACUGGAGGAGCAAGCUGCUGGCCAAGUACCAGGAGAUUCCGUUUUAUCACAUCUGGAGUGGCAGUCAGAGACCCCUGCACUGCACCUUCAGCCUGGAGAGAAGCAGCCUGGCCGUGUCGCAGCUCACCUGCAAGAUCUGCGUGCGGCAGGUGGAAGGGGAGGGGCAGAUUUUCCAGCUGCUCACGGACAUUCAGGAGACCCUACCGCCACAUUCGCCCCUUCCCUCGGGAGGCUCCUGCCUUCCUUCCUCUCAAGUGGGACCUUACGCCUUUCGCCUGCCUGACUCCAUCCGCCAGAAGAUCUGCACCAGUUUGGAUGCUCCAAGUGCUCGGGGGUGUGAUUGGAGGCUACUGGCUCGCAGUCUGGGCUUUGACAGGUAUUUGAACUACUUUGCAACAAAGCCCAGCCCCACGGGAGUUCUGCUGGACUUAUGGGAAGCGUGUCACCAAGGUGACGCGGACCUGGUCUCUUUAGCGACCGCGCUGGAGGAGAUGGGCAAAAGUGAAGUGCUAGUUGUCAUGACUACGGAUGGGGACUGUUGAUUGGUCACAAACAAAGUAUCGGGCAAAGACGGUUGUUUUUCCUUGUGUUUUUUUUUUUUCACAGCGGUUUCAUGAAAAUAAGAACACCUUCCUAUCAAUAUGCACUAAUCGCUUUUCAUAUUACCUCCAAACACCCCCCCCCCCCCCAUCUGACCCAUCCUCAGCCAUCUCUAACACAUUUCAAGCCAUUCCAUGCCGGGACACCCCGCCUGCCAACCCGCUUCUCCAGAACAACGUUGCAUUUUCUGACCAAAUUCUCUUAAAAAAGUUUCAUUGCAAACUUGCAAACUAAAAAUUGGCAGAAUUCUGCUGGGAUUCUUAGCGUAAGCAUCUCACCCCAUGGCAGGGGCUUUUGUUUUCCAAAAGGCUGCUGUGGGCAUGCGGUGGGGGGGGGGUGGUCGCAGACCUGCUCCGCCUGCAGCUUCUCAACAGUCCACACACAGACAAAGCAGUUAUUAAACACCUCUGAAAGAAAAAAAAACAACCAAGGAUUUCUGGUCUAAUUGCUUUGUGCAAGGAUCGAACCCUCAAGGUUUGAGUCAUAUUGCUUUUGGGCUGAAGAAAAGAAGCCGCCUCUUCUCUGUGGAAGGAGAUCGAUUUGCAAAGUUUGUUUCCGAACUGACUUUAUAUGGUACCAACAAAUGCCUCAAAGCCUUGGCAUAUCAUCCCGCCUCAGGGGGGGAGUUUCCUUUUUCCCUCCAACGCUCAGCCACUCUGCUGAGAAGACGCUGCCCCCCCCCCUUAAAAGUUUCCUUUAGGGAACGCUUUUUAAGUUAUCAUCCAUAUUUGUGGAUUUUCUUUUUUUUCCCUCCUGUUUUGUAAUCUGUCCUGGAUUAGACCGCCGCCGAGCUUCUCUGUUUAAUUAUGAUCCAAGUAGAGCAGACAAAAUGGGAAAGUUAGCUAAUUCUCUGUCGUGAAUAGCAAAUUAUGUGUUUCGAAAUUAUUAAUCCAUACAAAAAUGUAAAAAAAAAAAUAACCUGAAACAUAAAUUAGAGAUGAUCCUAGUGAAUUUAUGAAACAAACCUUAAAGUUCAAGAUUUUUUACUUUCGUUUCCUGCAAAGUUUCUUCUUUUUAAAAAGGUGAUUAAAUUUGACGAAAGCGUCAAUCAAUUUGGCGCCGAGGGACCAUCAACAAGAGUUUACCUCAAAACAAACGGAAUUAUAGAGAUGCUUUUUCACUAAAUAUGCAACUUUUGUUAAUCUAUUGCCUAAGCUGCCUGCUUUGUGAUUCCAGCCCUCAUAGUGUUUGCAUAAUCAAUAACAUUCUGUCAAUGUUUUGAUGGUAAUUGAGAUAACAUGUGCAGCCAUUCCUCCCAUCCUGUGGGUCCUCCUCAAGAAAAAAAAAAGUGUUGAUUUCUUUAGGUACAACAAAACCAAAACAGCAUCAGUAUCCCUCCUCUUCAGCAGUGACUCAUGCUUGGCGUGAAUGAACGCUCCUGUGAGUGAAUGGCUCUGUGUGGGCAGGUGGCUGUGCACGUACGUGUGCACACGUUUUUACGAUCUGUCAUUUCUCUUUGUAAGUGCUAUGCAAGUACAAAAGAAAAGCAUUUCCACAUCCGUUUUUUUCUUUCCCCAAAAGAGUACCUCUAUUUUUUCAGAUCAGGGCAUUGACAGGGUUUUUAUUUUUUUUCUUCUGUCUCUCAGAAAUGGCUUAACAUUCUUGAAAAUGCUAGUCUGCGGGAAUUCUCCAUCUGGAAUGGAAGAGAUGGAUCACAGACCAAGGAAGCUAUAAAUGUCGACAACAAAAACAAAGUGAUGCGACGGCUGCAGCCCGAGCCAUGACUAAUGUUGUGAAUUCAUGCCCUGCAGGUCUUUGCCAUGAAUACAUACCUAAACACAACCCGUCCAGUUCCUCGGAUCUCCUCAAAGUGCAGGACAUUUCCCGUUUUCUCAGUUAUGAUGGCAGAGACUGAUGCCUGUAGACUACAGUGUUUUGUUCAUCCAGAUUUCUGGAGGGUCUGCUGGAUCUUUGGCCAUAUUGCUGGAGAGUUUACCUGGAGCCGUACCGGAUUUAAAGAGAUAAACUCAGCCUUUUGUCCGAAAAGUCCGGCGUUUUUACAGAAAACAAAAUAAAUUGUGUUACAUUAUUUUGUCUCUCUAAAGAACCAAUUGUAAAUAAAUGUCUAGCCUUCUUACCUGUAACUAAAUAUAAUUUUUAUGCAAUAAAUUAUAUUUCUUAGUUUAACAGCAAUGUUUGUCUUGUUGUCUCCCCUUUUUUCUUUUCUUUUCUAUGAAUGUUGAGUAAAAAUGCAUUUGCAUCCUUCUCAGGAACUUGGCACUCAAGCUAAAUAACAAAACUACUGUUAAAUGACACUUGGUUUGUCAAUUACACCCCGUUUUCAACUGAAUCUGCAGCACUGCUGAAAAUGUGCCUUUUAGCUUCACACUUUACUGACAAAUUCCCCUGAAGUCCAUUUAAGUUGAAAGUUUUUAACGUGUAGGCUGACAGGCGCUCACAUUACCAGUUCCUGAAGAUGUUAAAGUGGCCUUUAACCACUGACUUUGACAUUUAUGCAGAGUUUUAAUCUUUUUUUUUUUUUGUAUGUGUGAGAAAUUGUCAUUUCUCCCGCUGAGUAAUCUAUGGCGACUGUGUGCUGCAUUAUGAUUGUAACAAUAGGAAACACUUUUGCACCUGUUCCUUCCAUUAAACACAUUAUUAAUUGAAAA